Molecule: messenger RNA, 357 nt
Organism: Acaulospora colombiana
Lineage: Eukaryota; Fungi; Glomeromycota; Glomeromycetes; Diversisporales; Acaulosporaceae
Source: the annotation of a GenBank genome assembly
AUGCCCCUCGAUGUGGUCGAGGAGGGUCAGUUGCGUGGCCCGAUGGGGAGGAGAACCGUGGCAGUACCAUGGGACUUCCAUGUGUGCAUGCUGGGUGUACUACGCUCCUCAGUAUGGUCGAGGAGGUCAGUUGCGUGGCCCGAUGGGGAGGACCGUGGCGGUACCACUGAUUAUUGUGGGGCUUCCACGUGUGCAUACUGGGUGUACUACACCCCUCGAUGUGGUCGAGGAGGGCCAGUUGCAUGGUCCGAUGGGGAGGAGAACCAUGGCUGUACCACUGAUUAUCGUAGGGCUUCUACAUAUGUAUGCUGGGUGUACUACGUCUCUCAAUGUGGUCAAGAAAGGUCAGAUGCAUGA